AUGGCUGGACUGGAGGACCUGAAGCGGAGGCUGCAGCCCAUCUUCUUCGACGCCGAUGGCAAUGUUGUGCCGCCCCCCGCCGCCGACGGGACGUCCGACGACUCCAGCUCUGACGACUGCGAGGUUUUGGAUGGUGGAACUGUCAAUUUAUUGAGUAGGUCCUCUGAUGAAUAUAACAUCAGUAAGCUUGGCUUCCAUAAACGAACAACCAGACCAGAUGGGGACUAUGCUACAGAUAAGGCAUAUCGAUGUUCUUGUCAUGAUAUGCAUAUUUUUGAUUCUGUUGGUAAUGGUGCAAGCAGCGUUGUCUAUAGAGCUAUUUAUGUACCAGUCCAUCGAGUUUUGGCACUCAAGAAAAUCAACAUUUUUGACAAGGAAAGGAGACAACAGAUUCUUAAUGAGAUUAGAACGUUAUCAGCAGCAUCUUGUUAUCCAGGUUUAGUUGAAUUCCAAGGAGUUUUUUACACCCCGGACUCUGGAGAAAUAUACUUUGCUCUUGAGUAUAUGGAUGGUGGUUCAUUAGCAGAUAUUAUCAGGGUCAAGAAAUUCAUAACAGAACCAGUUCUUUCACAUAUGCUACAGAAAGUGUUGCUAGCUCUGCGCUACUUGCAUGAAGUGAGGCGUUUAGUUCACAGAGAUAUAAAGCCAGCAAAUUUGCUUCUAAAUCUAAAGGGUGAUACGAAAAUUACAGACUUCGGUGUAACUUCUGGACUGCAUGAUUCAGUUACCAUGUGUGCUACCUUCCUGGGCAGUGUCACAUAUAUGUCCCCCGAGAGAAUUCGGAACGAAAAUUACUCAUAUGCUGCUGAUAUCUGGAGCCUUGGACUAACAGCAUUGGAGUGUGCAACUGGAAGAUACCCAUAUGAUGUAAAUGGGGGCGAGGCCGACCUCAUGCUGCAGAUAUUGGAAGAUCCAUCGCCAACACCGCCACAACAUAUGCAUUCAGAAGAGUUUUGCUUGUUCAUCGAUGCUUGCUUGCAGAAAGAUGCUGAUGCAAGACCAACAUGUGAUGAGCUUUUGUCUCAUUCCUUCAUCAAGAAAUACGAGGGACCUGGUGUGGACUUGGCAGAGUACAACAGAAGUGUUCAUGAUCCAGCAGAAAGAUUAUCACAAAUAGCACAUAUGCUUGCUGUACAUUACUACCUGAUCUUUGACGGUGGUGAUGACCAAUGGCAUCACAUGAAGUCAUUCUAUGGACAAGAUUCUACUUUCAGUUUCUCAGGGGAAACACAUGUCGGUAAGAGCGACAUAUUCGAUACUUUGUCAAGAAUAAGGGAAAUGCUAAAAGGUAACAGCCGUUGCGAGAAGAUUGGCCGUGUGAUGGAGAAGGUUUACUCGUGCACAUGGGGAAGAAGGGACGAGUGUUCGAGUUUCUGGAUCAUUCAUUAUGGGGAACGAGUUCCUUGUGUGCGCAGAUGGGUUUUGUGCUGA
This is a messenger RNA of Triticum turgidum subsp. durum (durum wheat), 1431 nucleotides long. The record is from the annotation of a GenBank genome assembly. NCBI's taxonomy places the organism in Eukaryota, Viridiplantae, Streptophyta, Magnoliopsida, Poales, Poaceae.